Cuscuta epithymum is the source of this 9160-nucleotide messenger RNA. The record is from the annotation of a GenBank genome assembly. NCBI's taxonomy places the organism in Eukaryota, Viridiplantae, Streptophyta, Magnoliopsida, Solanales, Convolvulaceae.
UGGGCAUGCGGCGGCAGGCCCCCGGCGCCGAAGCCUUUUGUAUCAGGGGGGAAUGGAAGUAUCGGUCAGUAUUUCCAAAUGUACAAGCAGUUUCAACUACUACCAGCAAAUUCAGCAUGACAUCCAUCAAAAUUAGUGCUUCUUGUCUUCCAUAUAGUGUUUAUGUCCGAACUUAUUUUCCACAAUCAUCUCAGCGUUGCUUCUUCUCAUCACCUCCGCCCUCAUAUUCUUCAUCUCUUCAAAAAGUACCCGUCCAUGAGAUUGAAGCCGAGAUCACUCCAAUCUCAAGCCCACUCUACAAUUUUCUCCCGGAUACAGAAAAUCCUAACAAAACAGUCGCCCUCGUAUGUUCUUCCUUAAAGCAGAGAAACCCAAGAGGCGCCAGCCUAAAAGAGGAGCUUUCUAGUCGCGUGUUAACAAGCUCCGAGAUCUCAAAGGUCCUCCUGCGAUGUCAAUCCGAUUCUCACGCCGCUCUUUCCUUCUUCGAUUGGGCCAGAAGCAUCAACGGCACUAGUAACAGGUUAGACACGCUCAACUACUGCCUUAUGGUCCACAUAUUGGCUUGGUCUAGAAAUUAUUCCAUGGCAAUGCAGACUCUAUCCCAGCUUGUCCAGCUGACUACCACGGCGGCAAAGGGGGAUUCUGUUUUCACUGGCUUGAUCCAUGGUACCCGGAUGUGCAACUGGAGUCCUGUGGUGUUUGAUAUGCUUAUUAGGGUUUACGUCAGGGCUGGAAUGCUAAAACGUGGAUUUAAGACAUUUCAAAAUGUCAUCAGAAUGGGGGUUUCGCCCAAUGUCAUCACAAUUAAUAUCCUCUUGAAUGCUCUCUCCCAGGCAAAUCAUUUUUCGAAUUGCUGGAAAGUGUAUGCCCAAAUGGAGAGAAUUGGGGUGAGCCCGAACUCAUGCACUCUCAACAUCAUGAUUCAUUCCCUCUGCAAGAGCGGGGAUGUGGACAUGGUGGAUGAUUUUCUUGAAAGAAUGGAAGAAGAAGAAGGAUUGGGACCCGAUAUCAUUACCUAUAACAUGUUAGUUGACAGUUAUUGCAAGAGAGGGCGACUAAAAGAUGCAGUUUAUCUGUAUUACAUUAUGUACAAAAGAGGAGUGCCCCCAGAUUUAAUAACCUAUACUUCCUUGAUUAGUGGUUUCUGCAAGGGAGGAAAUGUCAAAGAUGCUCAUCAGUUGUUCCUCAGAAUGAUCCAUAAAGGUUUCAAACCAGAUUCUAUUUCGUACAACACUCUUUUGCAUGGAUACUGCAAAGAAGGAAUGCUGCAUGAGGCCAAGGCUUUGUUUCAUGAUAUGAUUCAAAAUGGAGUGGGCCCUGACAAUUUCAGUUUGCAGAAACUACUAGAAGGAUAUAGGGAACAUGGGAAACUUAUCUCAGCGUUGAAUUUGAUUUUGGAGCUCCCGAAGUUUGGGCUUUUAAUAUCUCAUGAGAUACAUGAGUACAUGAUUGUAGCUCUGUGCGCAGAUAAUAGACCAUAUGCCGCCAAGAAUAUCUUGGACCAUAUAUCUAAACAAGGGUUUGAACCAAACAUGGUAAUAUACAGAGAGUUAAUUGUUUCUUUUUGCAAUUGCAACUAUGUGGAUGAGGCACUGUGUUUGAGAGACGAGAUGGUGGGUAAAAAGUUCAAGCUCUGUUUGGAUUCAUACAGAGGGAUCAUUAAUGGUUUGUGUGUAUCAAGUCGAAACCUAGAGGCAAAUUCCAUCUUGCAAGAAAUGAUUGAUUCAGGGUUGGAACCAGACACUGAAAUUUGUAGAGCCUUGAUUACAGGACAAUGUGAUGAUAAGAACUUUGAUGAAGCGCUGUUCUUACUAAUCCGGUUUGCUGAAAAUUUUCAAGUUUUUGAUUCAGUUUGUUAUAACAAAGUUGUGUGUCUUCUUGGUGAGAAAGGCAAUGUUGGUGAGUUAAUGGAAUUUCAAGAGAAAAUGAUGAAAAUGGGGUUUACACCGAGUCAACUGACUUGCAAAUAUGUUGUUGGCGGGCUCCACAAAGCUAUGAAGUUUCACAAACACUAACAUCACGAUGCACUGGUCAACAUUUAUGCUCCUUAAGCAUCAUACUUUUUCUACCUUGUGUGACCUUAGCCUUCAACACUAUUCAGUGGGUCAAAUCCCUAACCUAGUAAGGUUUCAUAUAGGCCCUGAUUCUUGACAGAAGCAGACAAGCAGUCAACUGCUUGAGCUGAUGUAUGUUUGGUGCUCGCUCUUUCCGUCACAUUAUAUGUUCCUCCCUCCAUUCCACAAUUAAAUUCUCACUUGCCACUCUCCUUUUUGAGAUUUCCCAAAAUCAAGUUCUUACUUCUCUUUUUGGUACUAUUUGAAUGGAAAAAUACACUUUUACCCAUAUUCAGUAAGAUCUCCAAAAAUUUACAUGACAGAGGUAUACACAUUUUUUCAUUCAGAACCAGAAUCAUUGAUAACUGAUUCCGGAAUUGCAAUUAGAGGAACCAGAAACAAACCGGUUGUAUAAUGUUCGGUUUAAGGUUGUUGGAGACGGGUGGUUCCUAUGUGGUAAUCACCCGUUUGAGCCACUUUUUAAUGUGACAUUUCGUUUAUAGCUCCAGCCACAUUUUUUAAAUUUUUUCAUAUUUAAACUUUUGCCUUUUCACUUUUUUUUCUGCUAAACUUUUUUUAUUUAAAAAAGUUAUCUCUUACAACUAAAACCUAACCCCUAAAUCCAUUUAGAUCGAAGUUGUCUGGAGAUUGAUGUUAGGCGCUGGUAAUUCAAGCUUCACACUUGCCGAUUUCAAUCCGAAGAUGGAGGAGUAUCUAUCUCCCAGUAACUCGUCUCGUAUCAUCUUCUUCGCAAACGCAUAAUAGAUCACGUUCUCAUCAAAAUCUCAACCUCAGAGUCUAUCUUCUUCUCAGAAAUACAUAGGUAGAUCUAUCCAAGUCUCACCAAGUUCCUUAGAUCAAAUUCUGUCUGCUGCCUAUGCCUCUGACGGCACUAGCUUUUGAUUGAAUACAACUUAAUGGUGGCCCUUCCCGAGCUUCGAAAAGCAAUCUACUACUCUUCCCCACUCUUUGCACCUCUAGGCGAAAUCAGCUCUUUUAUCUUAUUCGAGUAGCGACACAUAUAAAGCAGCAUCGAAGAACAUCGAUUAGCGCUCCCGAGAUGAACACCAACAGCAAACAAGUGGCAACAGCACUUGAUAUAAACUAUUUUUCUCACUCCAUGUACAGUGAGUGUGGAUGUGAAUCAGUGAGGAUGGGGCAUUUUGCCUAGAGUGCAGCUGAUCGGUUGGCUCUGAUUGAGCACUAAAAAACUCCAGUCUUCACCAAAUUUUAGUAUGUUGCUCCUGCAAUAGACCUUCUCAUAUCCUAUGAUCUCAAGUCUUGCAAAAUCAUUACACAUGCUCAUAUGAAUGCUACCGCAUAAAGCACCCAACAGGCAAUCUGCCGAUCACAUCGAGGCUCAAAGAAGACCGAAUGGAUGAUCGAUGGUUGUGUAUAUGGAUAGUAGUAUAUCUAGAAGGAAGUUAGGAUUGAUAGACUAAAAUCCAGGAGAAUUGUUGGAAUAUAGAUAAGGAGAAUGAUUAGCUUAUUUAAAUUUAUUACAUUCCAAGUUAGGCAUAGAAUAAGAGUAGCUCGUGGCAUUGGCAUAGAAAUUCAUAUUUAAUCCCUCAUAUUGUAAUAACGGAUUGUAUGCAAGAAAAGCAAUUUUCUCAUCACUUAUUAUCCUUCUACCAUCUUCCCUUCAUAUCUAAUUUUUUAUUUCUAUGUGGAGCCCGGAGCUCCUUGAAAGGCAGUAACUUAACAACUGGUGCUUUCUUUGAGAUGGAUGAGUCAAUCUGUCACAUUUAAAAAAAUAGAGGCAAGUAAAUCAUAUGCAUCAUAUUUUACAGUUUGUUUUUGAACUGUAAUGGAUUUAUGAACUCAGAUUGCUAAUGGAUUUAUUUUGGAAAAGACAUCAUCUCGGGUGUUCUUUUGAAUGGUAUAAAUAAAUAAGAUAAAGAGAGAAUAUCUUUGAGUGGUGUCUGGAUGCCCUUGUUUAGGUAUAAAUAAGAUAAAGAGAUAUUUUUUAUGUCAUGAUUCCCUGUGCUUCUUUUUUAAUAAUGUAAAAUUGUGGUGUUCAUUGAUCAAGUAGUAAUUCAUUGAUGUAAAACUGUGCUGUUCAUAUAAAACAAGUCUUUUUUACUUAUUUGAUUGUUUUAUAUGGUUCCUUGUAAUAAUCCAUUAUGGAGUUGUGUAAUAGUGAUUGUAUUCUCAUUGCAGGUGUAUGAAUGGAAAAGAACUACAUGAAAAUGAUGAUAAUAGGAUUGAAUGCUUCAUGGUUUUAAAAAAAAAAAAGAUUAUCGAGGAGAAUAAAGACAAGACUUACAUUUGAUGAAGUGUGUGUUGAUCGAGAGACAUGUAAAGAAGAAAGAAUGAUAAGAACAAGUAAAAGUGUGUAAAUAUUUACACACAAAUUAUAUAAUAGAGAUUUGUGCAGAGGAGAGAGAAAUAACAUGAGUCACAAAUUGAUUUAUUAAAAGAGAAAUUGACAAUGUUUUUAAUACAACAAAAAAAGGAAAGUUUACAAAGUUAUAAGGGACGGAGGGAGUACUAUUUAGUUGAAUAGUUAAUAAUUAUACAAUCAUUUUACACCUAUAGCAUGAAGAUUGAAGAUCAUACGAAGUAGUAGUUAAGUUUAUGCAUCUCGAUAGAAUCAUAUUUUACCAAACUCCUUUCAUCACUAAUUCGAUGUAAUCCUGUUAUGAGGUGUAUAUAUCCCGAUUUUUUGGAACAUGAAAAUACACUUUAUUAUCUUGCAUAUAUGGUAUUUACUCAUAGGUUACAAAUCCAUCCAGAUUAAAUAAAUUUAUCGUAUGUGAUAAUAAAUGAGACACUAGCAAUUUUACACUAGGAAAGUGUUUAUUUCGCUGUUAAAGUCACAGUUAAAUUAGUAAGACAGGUGAAGUAAACAUACAAACUGCUUAAAAAGUUGCUUACUAACCGAACGAGGUGCUUAAAGUGCCGCUUACUAAAUAUACCACACCCCAUGUAUUAAUUAAGCGGCACUUUAAGCUUUUUCAGUUUUCGAAUUUACUCUUACCCCUUCUCCUUACCUUAUUGUUACCCUUUACCCGCUACCCCUCUACCCACCCCUACCCUACCUUACCCCGACCCCAACCCUACCCCCCGACCAUAACCCCUACCCCUACCCCACGGUAGGCCCCCCCCUUACCCUACCCCUUUACCGCCCACCACCUGCCCUAUCUCGACCCCACCCCGACCCUUGCCCUUACCUCGACUCCACCCUGACCCCACCCCCUACGGGUUAGUGUAGGAUUAGGGGUAUGGGUAGAGAGUAAGGUCGAGGUAAGAUGGGUAGGGAAGGGGUAGGGGUCAGGGGUAUGAGUACGUGCACGAGGUGACCCCCACAUAUUAUAUUAUAUAUGUGUGUUCAUGAAUGCUUGUGUGUUAUAUAUGUAUAGGGUUAUUUUGGACAUUUUAAUGUUAAACAGUGUUAUACAUUCUUUGAAGUAGGGGUGGACCGGUUCCGGUUCGCGCCCGGCCGGGCCUCGGUUCAGAAAAAUGAGGCCCGAGCCCGAACCGGUGGUGGGCGGUUCCGGGUCCAGUUCCGGGCCAGACCGGGCCGGGCCACCCAGAUUUUUUUUUCUUUUUUUUCUUCUUCUCUUAUUUAACCCCCUACCCCUCCCUCUCCACUUCAAACCACCUCAAUUGGCCCAAAAUACCUAAUCCAACCCAAAACUUAAAAAAUUUCAAAAAAAUAAAUAAAUAAAUUCCGGCCCGAACCGGGCCCGGCCGGGCCGGUUCACUAAAUUGGAGGCCCGGGCCCGGACCGCUAUACCACCGGGCCGGGAGGCCCGAACCGGGCACGAACCGGUUCACCGGGCCGGUCCGGGCCCGCACAGUAGCGGGCCGGUCCGGUUUCGGGCAGGUUGGCCCGGCCCGAGUCCAUCCCUACUUUGAAGUAAACAUGAGUUUACAACACUGCUUAUUUUAUGUGCUGCUUAUUAACUCGAGUCUUAUAAGCACCGUUUAGUAACCCGUGAAGUAAACGUGUUCUAAAUGUAGGGUACCAAUUAAAGAGGUUUUCAAACAAUUAUAACAUGUUUAUUGAACUUUACACAAGUGAAUAAAAUAUCGAGUAAUAACAUGCUACAUACACAUUCAUACGUAAAUCACUAGUGCAAAAAAGGCUUUUUACAUCAUAUUAUCUACAUGUGUUAGCCCAAAACCCAUGUAGAAUACUGACAUGGGGUCUUUUUUAUAAUUUUUAUAAACGUUUUCACAUCAGUUGUGUAUUUAACCGAUGUUAAAUUGUGAAACGGGGUAUUUUUUAAAUUUUUCUAAAUAUUCUACAUCGAGUUUUAGUGCAACCGAUGUUAAUAGAAAAACGGGGUAAAUUUUAUAAUUAAUAAAAUUAUAUUUUACAUCUGUUAACACCGAUGUAGAAAGGGUACAAUAAAAAUAUUCGUUCCUAAUUCCAGAUCGGUUAAUUAUACGGGGUAUGAAUGAUGCUAUAGGCUGGUUGUAAUCGAUCCCUAAGUUAACCUAGCAUAAAUUCAGCUGCCCAGACUAGGACACCGAACUGCGACACCCGCCUGCGGCACAGGACUGCGACACUCGCCUGUGGAAUCGAUCUGCCACACCCGAUUGCGACACUCGCCUGUGGAAUCGAUCUGCCACACCCGAUUGCGACACUCGCUUGCGGCACCGAACUGCUGACAUUCCGGCGUCCAGUGCAGGCCACGACUUCGUACCUUCAUUGGACGGCGUUUGCGAGCAGGUGCAGUAGACCAACGUUCGUGAAUGAGCUGAGCAGUAGGACGCCGUGCGAGAGAGCUUAAUGGAGUUGUCUCAGGCAGCUAUUUCAGAUUUUUCAGUCACCAAACAUCAGCACAGGUAGAGUCCUCCAGUUAAUGUGAGUUUCUUUAAGUUUCUUCAAGUCAUCUUUAUGUUUCUAUUUAGUUCUUUAAAUCAUAUCAUCGAUUUCAGUUUUGUAUUCCAUGUAAUGUGAUUUAUUAAUCUAUCUAUUUGAUGAAUUAAUUUGAGAUUUAUUUCAGUUUCUCUAAGUCACAUAAAUCAGCCAAUGUUUCUUUAAGUGAUCUUAUUGCUUUCAGUUUUGUAUACCUUGUAAUAUGAAUUAUAAAUCUAUCUAUUUGAUGAAUUAACCUGAGAUUUAUAUUGAGUUUCUUUAUGUCACAUGAAUCAACCAAUGUUUCUCUAAGUAAUCUUAAUCAUUGAGGUCAAGCCAAUGAAUCUGCAACCUCCCGUGACCUUCGAGGUUAGCGGCUUCCAGUGGAGCAAGUGGUGAGCAGAGCAGGGGAAUGAGCAUCCUCAGUUGGAGCAAGUAAUUCCAGUAUCUAUAGACCUUCGAUCCGUAGUCGAUUGCCAGUGCUAAAUGUGGUUGGUAAGCACGUGGUAUGAUAAUAUCACCGUGCUAGUCCACCUUCUUUGGUCUGACUGCUUCGUCGGUCACUGCCCCAGCUCUUAUAUUUUUAUGAUGCAUUGUGAUAAUGGGUGGUGCAUGAGAAGAACUUUGAGGUCAUAAAGAUCCCUUUUGUAGACUGAUGUGCUGUGAAGAUGGGCUGAACUCUAAAGAGCUAAUGCAUUUGGGUAUUUCCAAUGCAAGUUGCGAUUUGGCGGGCUGGAAGCUGUGAUGGGCAAGUGAGCUGCAAGCAAGGUUCACCGGAGGUGAACAAGUAGUCAAGGAUGUGAGGCGUGCUGCGAGUUGGGGACCGUAGUCACUGUACUGAAUUGAAUUGGCGGUAAGCAAACAAAGUAUGCGGCUGAACAAACUCUGUGCUUUUCAGCUUCUGGCAAUCUGGCUUCUGCCUUCUGCUAAGUUGCUCGCCUCUGCCAGGUUAUGUAUGCCUAUGUAUCAAAUCAUAAUUCAAAGUGGUGGGUCGUUGAAAUGGUCAAACGAAGGAAGUAAUUUUAGCUCCUCAAAAUUUGUUCAGAUUCUACCUCUGCCAGUUCCAUUCAAAGGUAUAGAUCAGAGAGACAAAUGGUUUAAGAUAUCGUCAUCUAUGGUCCUGUGCAAUAAACCAUAGGGCAUAACCGAGACAACUAGAAACCAAUAAAAUGGUGCCACAUGUCCAAUGUUGACUUGUUUUGCAAUAAACAAGUCAGCUGCCCUGUGUCCGAUUUCGACGCUCGUCUGGAGCCAGCUGCCCUGCUCGUGGAGGUAGAACUCGACGACCCUUCGGACAGGAAGGUGUCCAUUGGUGCUGACCUCGAGCCUAAGAUCAGGGACGGGGUCAUAGCCGUCCUUCGGAGAUUCAAGAUCCUGUUCGCCAGAGGGCUGGAGGACAUGCCAGGCAUUGACCCAAAUCUCAACAAACGAGAUUGCGUGAUAGGAAGAGAGUGAUAUCAUUGUAUUUGAACCGGUUUAACACUUGUUUUCACACUUGUAUUUUAGUGAGCAUAGUAUUGCAUAAUAGUGUACAUCAAAAUCUUGUGUUAACUGGCAGAAUAGAAGCAAUAUUAUCUAUCUUUGUAAUUUUCAUUCACCAUAUAUACCUAUUUAUAUAAUAAUUUAUACUUCGUACAUUCAUAUUUAUGUAGUAACAUAUUUUUUAGAAGUACUUGUUAGGUUUGUUAAUGUAGCUGACAAGAUUUGAAACCAUACACCAUAAGUGGAUUUAUUUAAUGGGGUACUUUUCUAAUGCUUGCAUUGCUUUGUAGUAUGUAUUUUAUUGUUUGAUCUUUUCUCCUGAUGCUUAAAGAAUAUGGGUUAUUGUCAUUUAUUAAAAUGUCAUGUUGUUUUACUCAGGAGCCUGUGGAAAUUAGUAUUGAAGUAGAGAAGAGCAAUAUAAAAAGUAAUGAAGAAAAAAUUCAAGAUGUCUGGGAAAGGACCUUAUAUUAUACCAGAGAACAAGCUACAAAAAUUGCAGAAUCUGUCCAAGAAAUCAAGAAGCGAUUUGAGCAUGAUUGCAAAGGAAAUGGACAACGAAAGUAAAGAAUAUUUUGCUAAAGCUUUGAGAAUUCUUCUGAACCUGUAAAGGAUAUUGUCGAAACAUUUGUCUAAAAAUAUGUAUUCAUAUUUUUAUUGCCAAGCCUAUAAAUUGUUCAAAGUACUUGUGCAAGGCUUGUUUUAUUUUAGCUUAUUAUUAUGUACUAAAUUGUUACUUAAAGUUGUUUAGCAUUUUUGGAAGAAUUGAAAAAUAGUGUGUUAUUGUUUUAGAUUAAUCAAGUGAACAGGUGCAAAA